Messenger RNA from Naegleria lovaniensis, 1551 nucleotides. RefSeq lists its product as uncharacterized. NCBI's taxonomy places the organism in Eukaryota, Heterolobosea, Eutetramitea, Acrasida, Naegleriidae. The record is from RefSeq and is a predicted model, not a curated record. The transcript has a single exon. The coding region runs from base 1 to 1551 and encodes 516 amino acids.
AUGUCGGACCUGGGAAGUAAUAUUGGUGUCAAUCCUUUAGUGGUAGUGGUUUUGAUUUCUUCUUGUUGUAAUUCUUCUAGUAAAUUUCAUCUUUCCGAAUUAUUGUUGAAAAAGAAAUUCUCGGAACAACAAAUCGGAAAGAAGAAAUGGCUUGAAAAUAGAGAAUUGAAAUAUAAUGAUUUCUUCCCUGUUGAGUUUAUGAAUGACAAAGGAUUUGUAUUCAAUCACAUAAAAAAGUAUGGUUAUGGAUUGAAAUUUGCAUCAAACGCUCUAAAAGGAGACAAAGAGUUUGUUUUGCAAGUGGUUCAACACAACGGAUUUUCAGUACAAUUUGCAAGCGAUGAUAUUCGCCUUGAUCAUCAAGUACUAUUGACAGCCAUCAAGCAAAACGACAUUGCAUUAUUUUAUGCCUCUAACAACAUUCGGUGUGAUAAACAAUUUGUACUGGAAGCAGUUCAAGAAAAUGGAUUGGCCUUGAGGUAUGCUUGUGAAGCAUUAAGGAAUGAUAGGGAAAUUGUGUUAGCUGCUGUGAAACAAACUGGUGAAGCAUUGAGGUGCAUUCCAUAUGGAUCUGAAUUGAGAAGUGAUAGGCAGGUUAUUUUAGAGGCAAUUCAAAAACAAAAGCAAGCACUUUGUUAUGUAAAAGAAGUUGAACUCCAAGAUAAUUGUUUCAUGUUGAGAUUACUCAAAUUAAUAUUUCCAGAAUUUGAACAUUGGGACUCUUUUGACUACUCAAAGAAAGAGAUUAUGACCAAACUGGUUCAAGAAUUUGGGUUUUUACUUCAAUUUGCUUCGAAAGAAUUACAAGGAGAUAGAGAUGUUGUUAUGAAUGCAGUCAGAAAUUAUGGUACGUCACUUCAUUUUGCUUCAGAUGAUUUGAAGAAAGACAGAGAAAUUGUAUUUGCAGCUGUUCAACAAGAUGGUCUCGCAUUGCAAUUUGCCUCCGAAGAGCUCAAGAGCGACAAGGAAAUUGUGCUGACUGCUAUCGAUCAAAAUGGACAUGCUCUUCACUAUGCAUCCAUUGAGUUACAAAAUGACAAAGAUAUUGUCUUGAGAGCUAUUGGACAAAAUUUUGCUUCUCUCCAAUAUGUAUCCGAAGAGUUACGAAGCGACCGUGAGUUUGUGUUAACAACUCUACGAGCUCCAAACCGGAAACCUGUCAAUGCAGUCAUUUUAAAAAUUCAUUGUCCUUUGCUUUGGAGUGACAAACAGUUCGUUUUGGAAGCGGUUAAGGCUGGGUGUAGAAAUAUUUGCAGACAUGUACCGAGCGAAUUUGCUGAUGACAGAGAAUUCAUUUUAAAAGCCGUAAAAGAAAAUAGUCUAGCUAUAUUUGACUCCAGUUAUAUUGGUUCUGACAAGGAAAUCAUGUUAGAAGCAGUGAAGAACAAUGGCUGUGCAUUAAAGUAUGCAACCGAAGAAUUGCAAUAUGAUUCAGACUUGGUUAUGGAGGCCCUUAAAUGCAAUGGUUAUGUUUUAGAGUACAGUGAGGAAUUGUUUCAAGAAAGAAUGAAACGCUGUCUUUACGGUGCUUACAUGGGAAAGAGAUUAUGA